GCCUCUCCCCUAUAUCUUACGGAGAGAGUGGUGGUAGCGGCAGCAUUUGUACCAGAUUUCAAGGGAGAGUGUGUGUGAUAUAUAUAUAUAUAUAUAUACAGAGAGAGAGAGAGAAAGAAAGAAAUUGAGUAUUGCCAUCUUUUAAAUAUUUUUGGUAGAACGGGGAGAGCUUCUGGUGCAGUGAUCCCUUUAGGUAGCAUUAGCAAAGAAAGAAUAAAAAACACCGCGCAAAACAGCAGAAGCAAGCAAGCAAGCAAGAAGAAGAAGAUAAACGUCUCCCUGCAAGGCUGCAAUCUUUCCAAUCAUCCCCUUCUUGUCUCCAUUCUCUAUCCAUCUAUGUUCCUCUGGCUCUACCCAAUCCUACCCUUUUGCCUUCUGCAACUGCAGUGUCAAUACAACAAAACUGUUCUUCUUUAGAAUUACAAAUCCCCAAAAACAGAGGGCGGCAUACACAAACAUUACAGAGGAAGAAGAAUAGCACCAUCUCCUCUCCGGUUGUUGUUUCUUUCUUUGGCCUGUACCUCUCAAAAUGGGUACUGGUUGGCGGAGAGCCUUCUGUACUUCCAUCCCUCGAGACACAGAAAACACAGUUGCAGACAAGCAGCAACAAGCCCGCACCACCAGCCCCAGCCCCAGUCCCAGAAGCUGUACAAAGUUAGCCCUUUUUCUGUCCGGCGGUAGCAAUCCCUCAACGCCGCGCUUGAAGUCCAAUCCCUCCACCCCGCGCUUGCAAGCAGAACCAGUUUCGAGCCCCAGCUUGCGGUGCCGAACGACCGCAGCGUCUACUCUGUUACCACCAUCUUCGCACGACAACAGUCCCAAGCUCCAAUGCAAGACUACGGUGACAACAAAAAGCCCCCGACUAUUUCAGGGCUCCAACCCAUCGUCUCCCAGAUCGCCUUCGACAUUUUCCCUCCUCAAGUCCAGUUUGCGGUUCUCCAGGAGUAGUUGCGGAAUCUGUUUGCAGAGCGUGAAAACGGGGCAAGGAACCGCCAUUUUCACGGCAGAGUGUUCUCACGCCUUUCACUUCCCGUGCAUAGCUGCGCACGUUAGAAAGCACGGCAGCCUCGUGUGCCCAGUCUGUCGUGCCAGCUGGAGAGAAGUACCUUUACUCGCCGCCCACAAGAAUCAACACCAAUUCCAAUCCGAAGAAGCAGUAAAUGAACAGGACAAAUGUCACAGUGCAGUGAAGCAGCAGCAUCAAGAGAAGAGACGAGAAUCCUCCUCUCCUCGGAACGUCAAGAUCAAGUACGAUCAGCCAUCUAAAUCGUCUGAUCUACGGGUUUAUGACGAUGACGAACCGCUGCUCUCUCCGACGGCCGGCGCUCGGUUCGUUCCGAUACCAGAGGCUGACGAGAACGGCGAAGAAGAAGAUGAAGCGGAAGAUGAGAUCGAAGAAUUCCAAGGAUUCUUCGUGAAUUCGACCCGUUCGUCCUCGUUCAAAGAAACAGAUGGAGCAGCAAUCAACACCACAAACUUGAGGAACGUCGAGGUUAGAAUGCUACCAGAGGCCGCAGUUGUUUCGGUCGACCGAAGCCACGAGACUUACGUGAUCGCGCUGAAGCUGAAGGCUCCUCCAUCCUCGGCGCGCAAUAGCUGUACGACGGCGCCGCUGCUAGAUCCUGGCCGCCGAGCGCCCAUCGAUCUGGUCACGGUGCUCGACGUCAGCGGGAGCAUGACCGGCGCAAAGCUACACAUGCUGAAACGCGCCAUGCGCUUGGUAAUCUCGUCGCUCGGCUCCUCCGAUCGCCUCUCCAUCGUUGCCUUUUCGGCUAGCACCAAGAGAUUGUUGCCACUGAGGAGAAUGACGGCUAACGGCCAGCGCUCGGCGCGGCGCAUCGUCGAUCGGCUUGUCUGUGGUCAAGGCACCAGCGUCGGCGAAGCCCUCAGAAAGGCCACUAAGGUUCUGGAAGACCGACGGGAAAGGAACCCCGUGGCUAGCAUCAUGCUUCUAUCGGACGGCCAAGACGAGCGGGUCUCCAACAAUUCAUCCAAUCGACGGUGUACGACUUCGAACGUGUCUUCGACGCGGUUCGCCCACCUGGAGAUCCCAGUUCACGCGUUCGGCUUCGGAGAAAAAGGCGGGCAUAGCAACGAGCCGGCGGAGGACGCCUUCGCCAAGUGCGUUGGCGGGUUACUGAGCGUUGUCGUGCAAGAUCUACGAAUCCAGCUGGGCUUCUGUUCUGGCUCGGCUCCCGCCGAGAUAACCGCCGUGUACAACUGCAGCGGACGGCCAACGGUGUUCCGAUCCGGUUCGAUUCGGGUUGGCGAUCUCUACGCCGAGGAGGAGAGGGAAUUACUGGUAGAGCUGAAGGUUCCAACGUCAACUAUGGGGGCCCACCAUAUAAUGUCAGUCCAGUGCUCUUACAAGGAUCCGGCUACGCAAGAAGUGAUCAAUGGGAAGGAACAGGCGCUUCUCGUGCCGAGGCCGCAAGCCAUCCGAUCAUCGGCCUCGAAGAUCGAGCGGCUGAGGAGCUUCUACGUGAGUACUCGCGCGUCGAUAGAGGCGCGUCGCCUGGUGGAGCGGAACGAGUUAUCAAGCGCGUACAACAUGCUGUCUUCAGCUCGCGCGUUGUUGAUGCAAUCGAGUGAGGGUGAGGAAUAUGUGCGCAGCGUGGAAGCGGAGCUAGCGGAGCUGCACUGGCGAUUGCAGCAUCAAUAUCAGAGUCAGCAGCAGAUCCAAAGGCGGAAUGGUGGUAGGGGUGCCGAGAGGGAACCCGUUUACGCGGACGAGAAUGGUGAGCCGCUCACGCCGACGUCGGCUUGGCGAGCAGCCGAGCGUCUGGCUAAAGUAGCCAUUAUGAGGAAAUCGUUGAACAGAGUGAGCGAUUUGCACGGCUUCGAGAACGCAAGAUUCUAAAUUUUUUUAAAAGAAAAAAUGUUGAUUUGAAUGAGGAAAAGGAGAAAGAAAGAGAAAAAAAAAAACAAGAAGAGAGAGGGCGAGAGCGGCCCCGGGCGUAUAAUAGAGACAAGCAGUAGAAGACGGUUGGGCGCUUUCUCCAGAGGGAUAAAAACAGGGAAGGAAAACGAAAAAAAGUAAACCCCACAAGGAAUUGAUUGAGGAGGGGUGCGGCGUUGCUUGUCUCCUGUCCCCCGGUUUUUAAUCUUUUUGAUUAAAAAGAUACAAAGAAAUGAAGAGGGGAGAGAGAAAGAGAGAAGAGAAGUGGGAAGUACGUGUAUGUAAUCUUGCUGUGUAAAUGCAUGUGCCGGAGUUAUGUUUCUAUU
This is a messenger RNA of Nelumbo nucifera (sacred lotus), 3225 nucleotides long. RefSeq names its product E3 ubiquitin-protein ligase WAV3. The record is from RefSeq and is a predicted model, not a curated record. NCBI's taxonomy places the organism in Eukaryota, Viridiplantae, Streptophyta, Magnoliopsida, Proteales, Nelumbonaceae.